Messenger RNA from Candidozyma haemuli, 588 nucleotides. RefSeq lists its product as uncharacterized. Gene Ontology annotation, biological process: intracellular protein transport; endoplasmic reticulum to Golgi vesicle-mediated transport. Gene Ontology annotation, cellular component: endoplasmic reticulum membrane; endoplasmic reticulum. The record is from RefSeq and is a predicted model, not a curated record. The transcript has a single exon. Lineage: Eukaryota; Fungi; Ascomycota; Pichiomycetes; Serinales; Metschnikowiaceae. Bases 1 to 588 code for a protein of 195 amino acids.
AUGAGUCUUCAAAUGUCCCUCGUCUUUGGCCUUCUCGUCUUCGAGAUGAGCUACCUCUUGCUUUUGUUGGUGCCAUUGCCUUUUGCCGUCAGACAGAAGCUCGUCAAUGGAUCAGUGAGAUUGAACCAAAGCAAGAACUUCAAGAGCGGAUGGGCGUUUACAACAGUCAUGUUGGGUCUUCAAUUCAUCGACUGUGUCCAGAAACUCAACAAAUACCACACUUCCGAUGGAUUCCCACAGUCCAGGGAGGUUGGUACUGCCAGGUACGACCAAUUGGCAUCCAAGUUCUACAGCCAGCGUAAUCUUUACAUUACUGGAGCUGUUUUGUACUUGGAAGUUUCCAUUUUCACUGUUGUCACUAUCUUGAAGAAGUUGGUGGCAAAGGAGGAGCUGUACAGAGCAGCCACCAGUGUUGAGACCGGCAAGGGCGAUAGCCAGACCAGCGACCAACAGGAGGAGGCUGCUGAGCUUCGUAAGUUGAUCAAGGAGAAGGAGAAUGAUAUCGCCACGUUUAGAAAGCAAUUGGAGGGUGUGCAGAGGCAAUACGAUAGCCUCAACCCCGCCGAGGUGAGAUCCAAGUCUGAUUAA